UUUUUCACUAAACCACUGUGUGGCUUCUCAUUGUUUGGCUAUAGUGCAAUUACAUUUUGGGUCGUUUCGACCGUCGGUAGGUGUGAUGAAGUAGGGCGUUGGGUGUUGUCGGUGACUGGGAGCGAGGACUGUGCGAAUACCUUUCGGAAUCAAGAUAUUGAUGGACAGUCAUUGCUUCUGCUGGUCGACAAUGCACAUCACAAUUUGGUAACAUUACUUGGUUUGAAACUUGGCCCGGUUGUGAAAAUUAUGAGCGCACUGAAGGAACUUUCUGCCAAGAGCAUCAAUGCUUCAUAA
Molecule: messenger RNA, 297 nt
Organism: Gongylonema pulchrum
Lineage: Eukaryota; Metazoa; Nematoda; Chromadorea; Rhabditida; Gongylonematidae
Source: the annotation of a GenBank genome assembly